AUGUCUGACUAUGAACAUUUAAAGUGGAACCAGGACAUGAAACUUUUUUUGCAAACCCUUCAGCUGUCCCACACUGAUCGGUUCCUUGAAUCCUACACAACCCGAGCUCUGCCGGGCCGCCCAGGCUGCCCUAAGCCCUUGAUCCUGCUGCCGCCCUCGCACCAGCAGCAGCCGCCACAGCGGCCUCAGCCGCCGCCGCUGCCGCCGCCGCUGCAGGAUUCGUCCAAGCCGGUGGUCCCUCAGAGGCCCGGCCCGGCCCCGACCAUGGUAGGCACUGCGCCGCCGGCUUCCGGCUCGGACCCGUCCGCCAUUCCGCGCCCGACCCCGCCGCCCGCAGUCACCUCGGCCCCGCCAGGGGCGCCUCCGUCCGCUCAGCCGACUAGCGACGUCCCCACCACUCCCGCGCCGCCUCCACCCGCGCACAGCCUGGACCCAGGGCCUAAGCAGGGCCCAGGCUCCAAAAGCCCCAUAGGCGGCAAGCAGCCUGGAGAGCUGAAGCCUGGCGUCCGCUGGGACCUGAACGCUCCUGGUGGCCACUCCCAGCCACUGCAGGAAGGAGGCGGGGAGCCUUACCACCAGGAGCCCCGCCAGGGUCCCUCGCCCGGCGGCCACGGCGAGGAGAAGAUGGCUCUCCUGAGGAGGCCUGGAGAGAAAACUUACACACAGCGUUGUCAGUUGUUUGUUGGGAAACUACCUUAUGAUGUCACAGAGGAUGAAUUAAAAAGACUAUUUGCAAAAUACGGAGAACCAAGAAACAUUUUUGUCCAUCAAUACAAAGGAUAUGGACUUAUUAGACUUGAAACUAAAGCCUUGGCUCAACUUGCCAAAGCUGAACUUGAUGAUACGUGCGUGAGAGGCAGUAAGAUUCAGAUUCGCUUCGCCAGACGUAAUAAUGCCUUCUCUGUUCGUAAUCUUUCACCUUAUGUUACCAAUGAACUGUUGGAAGAAGCUUUUAGCCAGUUUGGUCCUGUUGAAAGUGCUGUUGUAAUUGUGGAUGGUCGUGGAAGAUCUACAGGGAAAGGCAUUGUUGAAUUUGAAACUCUCAAAGCCAAAAUGAAAGCAUACCAACGGUGCUCUCAAGGUGUUUUCCUACUGACGACAACUCCUCGUCCAGUUAUUGUGGAACCUCUUGAACAAUUCAAUGAUGAAGAUGGUUAUCCUGAAAAAUUGGCUGAGAGGAAUUCAAAGUAUCAAAAGGCGAGAAAAAAGCCACCUCGUUUUGCUGAGUGUGGCACAUUUGAGUAUGAAUAUUCUCAGAGGUGGAAGUUCUUGUAUGAAAUGGAAAAAGAGCAAAGGGAACAAGUUGAAAAAAACAUAGACAAUGCAAAAAGGCAGUUGGAAAGAGAAAUAGAAGAUGCCUACCAGGCAAAUCUUUUGCGCCAAGGUCUGAUGACACAGCCGGGAGAAAUAAGAGGUGGGGAAGAACUUCACGAUCAAAAGCAACGGAGACAAGAGGAGGAACAGCAUAGAAGAGAUGAAGAGAUGAUCUACCAAUGUGAAAUGGAAGAAAUGAGACACCAAGGAGAAGAAAGUUAUAGCCAGAUGGACUACGAGGAUCCAAGUGAAAGAGACUUGAGAACAGGUCGGGGAGGAGCCACGAACAUGGGAGCUCACUAUGGUUCAGGAGGCCAGAAAUGUUCACCUGUAGGUGGUGGCAGUCGCGGUAGCGGCUUAGGUUAUGAAGCUAAUCCUGGAGUUCCACCAGCAACCACGAGUGAUUCCACCAUGGGAAGCUACAGGUGUACUGAGUCCUUUGGGCAGGCAGAAGGUGCUGAGACACUGACUUGGGGACCUGAGAAAGCGGUGUGUCAUGAUGGAUCCAUUAGUGGGACUCAAACCCCAGUUGAAACGAUUGCAGGUCAAUCCACAAGUGGUGGUGCUGCACAAAUCACUGUCUGCCAUUUCCACAAGAGAAAAAGGUAUAGGAAAAGGAAGCGAAUUCCAUAUCUCCCAACUUGGACUCAGAUGGAGGGGCUGAUAAGGGAAUCUCGGAAUACAAUUGAGAGUCAAGGAAACUCUGUGACGCCAGCUACCAUGUUUAUGACAAUGCUGGCCAUUGUAAGUUGCCAGUCAGCUGCAAAGUCCUUGGAUCCCAGUUCCAAUUCAGAAGGUAUACAUCGGUUUUGGUUGAAAAAUAAAGAGGAAGAUGAGGAGAGUGAAUAUGCCCCAGAUGAUCCUGCUGUGUUGGCAAAAGCCAAGCCUGGGGAACAUUCCUUGCCAGAAGAUGAGAAUAUAUGAACAGCCUUGACACUCAGCUCUGAUGCCAACAGUUAGCAGGUGUUCCAGUAUAAUGGGUUUUCUGGGUACAGCAGGAUAGCUGUACCCAGAGAUGUUCUGAAUACUGUAACUUUUUAGUGCACAAAGAAGCCUGUUGAUAACUCACAGGUCUUGAACAAUUUGCAGAGCUUCUGUAGUUAAACUUCCUGAACUUGAAACUCUAUGUAAUAAACAUGUGGAGCUAGUUCUGGCCCACUGUUCCUCCAUCAGAGGACAGUGUCCCACCUGGCCCCAGCUUUACUUAAAAA
Marmota monax (woodchuck) is the source of this 2525-nucleotide messenger RNA. Its product is annotated as splicing factor, proline- and glutamine-rich-like. Lineage: Eukaryota; Metazoa; Chordata; Mammalia; Rodentia; Sciuridae. The record is from RefSeq and is a predicted model, not a curated record. Gene Ontology annotation, biological process: regulation of DNA-templated transcription. Gene Ontology annotation, cellular component: nucleus. Gene Ontology annotation, molecular function: RNA binding.